Messenger RNA from Cyphellophora attinorum, 621 nucleotides. RefSeq names its product putative endoplasmic reticulum membrane protein. Gene Ontology annotation, biological process: sphingoid catabolic process. The record is from RefSeq and is a predicted model, not a curated record. The coding region runs from base 1 to 621 and encodes 206 amino acids. Lineage: Eukaryota; Fungi; Ascomycota; Eurotiomycetes; Chaetothyriales; Cyphellophoraceae. Gene Ontology annotation, cellular component: endoplasmic reticulum. The transcript is spliced from 4 exons.
AUGGCCGGUGCCUUGAACCUGGAGAAGCAGCUGCGCUUCUAUGGCGCCUACCACCACAACCCCGUCAAUAUCUGGAUCCACAUAACCUGUGUGCCCGUCAUUCUGUGGUCCUUCAUCCUGCUCUGCACGAACACGCCCGACCUUGUCAAAAUCCCAGAUCAGUACCAGAUCCCGUACCUUCCGCCUAAUCUCGGCCUCUUCGUCUGCUCCGCCUACUGCGUCCUCUACGUCCUGCUCGAGCCUGUGGCCGGGACCGCCCUGGCCGCGCUGCUACUAGCGAGCACAGCAUGGGCCAAUCAUCUCACCAGCACGUAUGGCAUGACUGCCAACUACUACGCACUCGCCGCCCACGUCGGAUCAUGGAUUGCCCAGUUUGUGGGACAUGGCAGAUUUGAGGGGCGAAAGCCCGCUUUGCUUGACAAUUUGUUUCAAGCAUUCUUCCUGGCACCACUGUUCGUAUGGCUGGAAGUCUUCUUCAUGCUAGGAUACAGGCCCGACCUUCAGCAGAGAAUUGAAGGCCUUGUACUCGAGGACAUUGCCAAGUUCAAGGCUGAGCAGAAGCAGGCCGUCAAUGGAAAGGCCAACGGCAAGGCAGUCAAUGGGCACGCGAAGGCAUCGUGA